AUGACCACAACAGAGAACCAUCACAUGCUGCCAAAAAAUAUAACACCAUUUCACUAUGACUUAACUUUUACUGUGGACAUGGAGGAAUUUAAGUUUAGCGGGAAAGAAGUUAUCAAGUUGGAUGUUAACGAAAAAACAAACUCGGUUAAACUUCACGCUAAUAAACUUGAAAUAAUUUCCGCAAAAAUUGUUUAUUUGGUUGAAAAGCUAGAGUCAAGUCAAAGUACCAGAGGAUACGAGAUAGUUACCGAAGAUGCCAUCGAAAUAAAAUUUCUCGAAGAUGAGAUGGUGAUAAUGACCUUUCCGGUCCUUAUUCCUGCAAAAUCUAAAGCUGAAUUACACCUAGAGUAUAAUGGAGAAUUAAAUGAUGAUAUGGUCGGAUUUUAUAGAAGUUCUUAUAAAGACGAUACUGGAGUCACCAAAUAUUUAGCAACAACGCAAUUUGAAGCAACUGAUGCGCGUAGGGCCUUUCCAUGCUGGGACGAGCCAUCGAUAAAGGCUACGUUCGAUAUCACACUGAUUGUACCUUCUAAUCUGAUCGCAUUAAGCAACAUGAAUGUUGUCUCUGAGAUAGCAUACGAGAGUAACAAAAAAAAAGUAAUAUUCGCGACUACGCCUAAAAUGAGCACUUAUCUUGUGGCAUUUGUUGCUGGAGAGCUUGGAUAUAUUGAGGAAGAAACUUUCGACAUUGAUGACAAUGGAAAGGCAGGAAAGAUCAGGGUGUAUGCAGUAAAUGGCAACGAAAUAAAUGGAGCAUUUGCCCUGGAGGUGACAAAGAAGUCUUUAAAGUAUUAUACCGAAAUUUUCGGCAUGCCAUAUCCUCUGCCGAAGUGUGAUUUGGUUGCCAUUCCAGAUACCGGAACCGGUGCCAUGGAAAAUUGGGGUCUUAUAACUUUUAAUACAACACAACUUUUGUUUGAUCCAAAUGCUUCGGAUUCCAAAUGUAAACAGGACGUAGCCGUUACUGUGGCUCAUGAGUUGGCACACCAGUGGUUUGGAAAUAUUGUAACCAUGAAAUGGUGGGAUGAUCUUUGGCUCAACGAAGGAUUUGCUUCGUGGCUCGAAUAUUUUGCUGUUGCAAAGUUCUUUCCCGACUGGGAUAUUUGGACCCAAUUUGUUAUAGAGGCACUUGAACAAGGGUUAGAACUUGAUGCAUUAGAAAAUUCCUCACAUCCAAUUCAAGUGCCUGUUGAAAAUUCAAAUCAAAUUAAUCAGAUCUUUGAUAGCAUAAGCUAUUCAAAGGGAGCAUCUGUGAUACGCAUGUUAAGUAAUUCCUAUCUCGGAGAAAGCGUGUUUUUGUCGGGUGUAAGGAAAUAUCUUAAUAAGCAUAUAUACGGCAACGCAACCACUGAUGAUUUAUGGGAUGCAUUGUCCGAAACAAGCGGAAAAGAUGUUAGAGGAUUUAUGUCAAAUUGGACUACAAAAGUUGGAUAUCCAGUGUUGACUAUUGAAGAAUCCACCUCAGAUUCCGCCGACACUUCGAUAACAUUAAAAAUUCAUCAAUCGCGUUGCUUGUCCAUAAAGCCCAACGAAGAAACGGACAAGACUAUCUGGCAAGUUCCGCUUGAAAUCAAAGUUGGCACAAAGUUUCAAACUCGUUUUAUGAUUGUUCUUGACACAAGAGAGACAACGUUGAAACUUCCGAGAGUCGAAUCAGUUUCACACAAUGAUGAUUUUUAUCUUCUCAAUCCCGGAAAGAUAGGUGUUUUUAGAUUAAAUUACUCACCAGAACGAUUAAAGAAGCUUGGGAAAGCUGUUGAAAAUAAUUUUCUUGAUGUGAUUGAUUGUACCGGACUAAUAGCUGAUUCCGGAGCACUGGCAACAAGUGGAUAUAUUGAGACCAGUACUGUGUUAGAUCUUAUUAGUAAAUUUGAAAAUGAAGAAAAUUAUACCGUUUGGAGGCAGAUAAAUUCUUUCUUAUCAGAAUUGCUUAAUAUAUUUUAUGAAGAUAAAUAUGAUAAAGUGUACCAGGGCCUUUUGUCAUUCCAACGUAAACUUAUAUCAAAAUUAGUAGAAGGCGUGAGUUUGGCAUUUCUUGGGACUGAAAGUUAUUUGGAAACUAUGCAGAAGAAAUUGGCUAUCAAAAUGGCCGGCAAAGCAGGAGAAGACAGAAUCGUGGAAGAAGCGUUCCGUCGUUUUGAAAUUUUUACUUCAAACCAUGACGAUUCAAUUUUAAAUGCGAAUAUUCGUGGUUCUGUCUAUGAGAUGGUGUUGACUUAUGCAAAUACAAAAAAAAACACAAGCAAAAUGAAAGAAAAGGACAUAUUUCGAUCUAUUCAGAAUAUUUACGAAAAUGCCAAAACUGCCGACCAAAAAGUUGUAGCAUUUAAGGGUCUUUUCUUUGUUCAAGACGCGGUCCUGAUCCAAGACGUAAUGAAAUUUGCAAUAUCCGAAGAAGUUAAACCUCAAGACCUAGAUUAUGCAUUUUAUGGGCUUCAGGCUAACAGAAAAGCACGAAGGGAGUUAUGGAACUUUUUUAAAAGUAAUUGGAACUUGGCAAGUACAUUAAUCAUUUAUGAUCGGUACAAAGAUUUGCAUACUAUCUUUGGAAAUCUAGUCAAAGGUGCUACCGAUGCGUUCACGUCCGAAGAAGAUGCCAAAGAAAUCGAAAGAUUCUUUAGUGACAAGAGUACUGAUGAAAUUAAGAGUCCAUUGAUGCAGAGUUUAGAAAGAAUUCGAACCAAUGCCAAUUGGUUAGAUCGUGCCAAGGAAGAUGAAACCAAAACAGGCGGGGAGAUCGUUCAUGAGGCGCUCGACGUAUUGGAUGAUCUAGGGGUGAAAGAGAAACUAGAAAGGAAGUUAACCGAACAUGAUGACGACACAACGGAAGAAAAGGCUCAAAAUACCACCAGAAUUACGAUAGUGAUUAAUCGAUUGGACAUAUUGAUUACCGUUGGACUUUAUUACACCUCCCUUAUCAUGGACUGGUUAACGAUUCUUGGAGAUUCCACCUCAUUUGGAGAUUUUCUCGUUGAUCUAUUCUUUAGGUCCUUUGUAGUAAGUCAAUGGAAUUUUGGUCAAUUGGAUGUGGUGGGGAAAAUUUCUGGAAUGACUAGCACUUUGCAAACGGGAAUUUUCAUGACUUCAUUGGCAAUGGUUUCGGUUGCAAAAAUUACCAAAACGGAGAAACCUUCGUACUUUAGUGGCCCAUUAUAUUUUGGAGGACCAUUUCAAAUUUUUCACUUACUUAGUACCAAAGCAUCCACCUAUAGCGAAUCUCUUCAGAGCUUAGAUGCUCAGAUAUCCCAAACCAUUGGUGUCCUCAGUCAAUUGUUGAUCAUCAUUGCUGCAUCGAUUGCAUCUCCGGAUGUCACCUCUUCAUACAAUUCUAAUGUUGUAGAUAAUAAUAGUGAAAACAUCACAAUUCCAAUCGAUAGUUCUGCUAACGUGACUCUUCGUAUCAGGGAUACAGCUUUGUUUGUAUCGACCGCUCACUUUGUCUCGGUAGCGGCAAUAAUAAUGUCCUCGAUGCUGAACAUUAUCCAGUACAUGGCAGAUAUUUGGCGUGUGAAUAGCGAUGACAUACUAGUCUACUACGUAUUCAAAGGACUUGUCAAGAUAAUUACGUGUAAUGGUUGUUGCGGGGGAAAGAAUGCCAUCGGUGUCGAUACUACUUCUACCCGCAGUACUCCAAAAAGACCCACUCUGACGUCUUCCAAUAUCCCGGGGUUUGACCCAUUUAAACCACCGGAAAUAGUAGUCGAAAAGCAAGAUCAAAACCCAGCGAUUUCGCGUCUCCAUCGUAACAUUGAGACAUCGGGUGUCGGUGUGUUAAGAAAGCCAAGCAUAAGAAGCAGAAGUCCUAGCCCCGCCAACAGAAGAUCCAAGAGGAGGGAUACAUUGAGUGUCGAUGACACACAAUGA
Messenger RNA from Acaulospora morrowiae, 3864 nucleotides. The record is from the annotation of a GenBank genome assembly. Lineage: Eukaryota; Fungi; Glomeromycota; Glomeromycetes; Diversisporales; Acaulosporaceae.